GCUUGUGAUGCCAGCCUGCCCCCGUGACAAAUCCCUGACGCCUUCAUCCGGGACUCUGCCAUCAGAACACUCUCCAACAUGGCGGCGUCAGCUAAGAAGAAGAAUAAGAAGGGGAAGACCCUGACCCUGAAUGACUUCCUUGCGAAUGAUGGCAGUGGUAGCGUACCCACCAGUUACCCCAGCACAAAGGCCACCAGCUGGGCAGACGAGACCGAUGACUUGGAUGGUGAUGUCUCAACUUCCUGGCAUACUGUGGAGGAUACGUAUCGAGCUCCUCCCAUCGAUCGCUCCAUCCUGCCAACUGCGCCUCGUGCAGCACGGGAACCAAACAUUGACCGCUCUCGGCUGCCACGCAGUCCACCCUACACCGCCUUCCUUGGUAACCUUCCUUACGACGUCAGCGAGGAAUCCAUCAAAGAGUUCUUCAGGGGCCUUGCGAUCAGUGCAGUACGUUUGCCACGGGAGCCUAAUAACCCAGAGAGGCUUAAGGGUUUUGGUUAUGCAGAAUUUGAUGAUGUUGAAUCAUUCUUUCGUGCUCUCAGUCUAAAUGAAGAGAAUCUUGGGAACAGGCGGAUCCGGGUGGAUAUUGCAGAUCAAUCCAAUGACAAAGAGAGAGAUAGUGGGUCAAUGAUGGGGCGAGACAGGGAUAGAGGUCGUGGGAUGGACAGUGGCCCUGAUAAGACAGAUUCUGAUUGGAGGGCACGGCCAAGCGGGGACCUGGAUGAUGGACCACGCAGAGACGAUGGAUAUGGGGACAGGUCACGUGACCGCUAUGAGUCGGACCGCUUCAGAGACGCUCCAAGACGUGAUGAUCGUUAUGACAGCGGUCGAGAUCGAUUCAGUGGAAGAGAUCGCUUUGACGACCGAGACCGAAGGGAUCGCUACGAUGACAAAGGUAGCAGAGACUAUGAUCGUGGAGGUUAUGACUCACGUGGCGGACGACGAGGAUUCAGCAGUGGCUUCAGGCGAGACUAUGAUGACCGGCGAGAUGGAGAUCGCUAUGGAGAUCGAGAAGAGCGUUCAGACAAGAGGGAUGAUGGACGAGAUGAGAGGGCCCCUCUACAGAGGCCCAAGUUAAACCUGAAGCCACGGAGCAUCCCAAAAGAGGAGGAACAGAGUGGAAGCUUGUCCCCGCAGAGUGAUACGGCUAAUUCCAGCAGGGCUUCCUCUAUAUUUGGGGCAGCCAAACCUGUGGACACGGCUGCCAAGGAAAGAGAGGUGGAGGAGAGGCUAAAGAAAGAACAAGAACGACUCCAGAAACAAUUGGAGGAGGACAAGAUAAGGGUCUCUGAGAGACGACCACGAGACCGGUGGGAUCUUGGGGAGGGAUCUAGGUGUCUAGAUGGUGAACAUUCAGAGAAUGAAGUCUUCAGUGGACAGGAGGAUGAGCCGAUCUCUCCAUCAUGUCCAUCACCCUCUUCCAAUCAGGGAGCGCUCCCACUGAAAGUUAUGCCGGCUCCUCCACCUAAAGAAAACGCCUGGGCCAAACGCAGCACAGGGGGUGGUGCUAAUGAGAAGGAAGGACCACCCUCAGCUGCCCCUAGCAACAAAAGCGCUCUUAAACCCAGCAGGUCAGCAGAAGAGAGAGUAUCGGGAAAAGAUGAAAACCGGGUUGAUGGCAUUCGAAAGGAUAAAGUUGUGCCUCAGGGAGGAGGAGUUGGAGUUGGAAGAGGAGGGGGUCGGGGACGAGGAGUUGACUGCCCAAACAAAGAGAAACUGAUGGAACCUGCAGAUAGGAAGGAGGUCGGAUGGGAACAAGAUCCCAGAAUAGCCUCAGAACCAAAGAAAUAUGAAGAGAGCGCUCCUCCUCGAUUCAGCUCCGCAAGUAAGUAUGCUGCCCUACUAAUGGAUGGAGACCAGGGAGAAGAUGAUGGAGAGGAAUGAACAAUUAGGAAGGAUCAACUAACUACAGAAACGGAGUACAGAAGA
Molecule: messenger RNA, 1929 nt
Organism: Sinocyclocheilus anshuiensis
Lineage: Eukaryota; Metazoa; Chordata; Actinopteri; Cypriniformes; Cyprinidae
Product: eukaryotic translation initiation factor 4B-like
Exons: 15
Coding region: 79-1884 (601 amino acids)
Molecular function (GO): RNA binding
Source: RefSeq, a predicted model, not a curated record